UCAGUUACUAACUCUAAUAGAAAAUUUGUUAACUACUUUUCAAAAUGGAUUCCCUCCAACAAGAAAGUAUCUUGAUUGAGCAAGUUUGUGAGAUUUAUGAAAAGAUUUCAAAGCUUGAAACACUCAAACCUUCAAAAGAUGUCAAUAAUCUAUUCACUCAAUUAGUCCUCAUGUGCAUCCCACACUCUUCUAUUAACAUAGACACACUCCCAUCCAAUGUUCAAGAAAUAAGGUCUAAGCUCAUUAAGCUUUGUGGCGAGGCGGAGGGUCAUCUCGAAGCUCACUUCUCUACCCUUUUAGGCUCUUUCGAAAAUCCUCUACACCAUCUUGAUGUCUUUCCUUACUACUCCAAUUAUCUCAAGCUUAGUCUUCUUGAGUAUAACAUCCUCAAUCAACAUUAUUCCUGCACUAAAGAAGCCCCCAAGCGUGUCGCAUUUGUGGGGUCUGGCCCCUUACCUCUCACCUCGAUUGUCUUGGCUUCUUAUCAUCUCAAGGACACGGUGUUUCACAACUAUGACAUUGACAAUUCUGCAAACUUGAUGGCCUCUCGUCUUGUUUCAUCUGAUCCUGACUUGUCCCAAAGAAUGGUCUUUCACACUGCUGAUAUAAUGAAUGUUACUGAUGAGUUGAAAAACUAUGAUGUGGUUUUCUUGGCUGCACUUGUGGGGAUGGAUAUUGAGAAGAAAGUUGAAGUAAUCGAACAUUUGGCUAAAUAUAUGUCCCCUGGUGCCAUCCUCAUGCUCAGGAGUGCCCAUGGUGCCCGUGCUUUUCUUUACCCAGUGGUGGACCCUGAAGUUCUUCAAGGUGAGUUUGAUGUUCUCUCAAUUUUUCAUCCAGAUGAUGAUGUCGUUAAUUCAGUUGUGAUCACACGUAAGAUUGAGGACCCGGUGAGCAUUGAUCGUCAUAAUCAUCAUGAAGCAGGAAUUGGCUCUAUCAUACCCUCUAGUUGCAAGCAUUGUGAGUUCCAAGCUUUCAACAAUCCCUUAUGUUGUAUGAAAAUGAUCCAUGAGUAGAUCAUUUGGUAUUGAAAUUUUGAUGUUAAGCAUUAUACUUGGUGUGUGAUUGAAUUUUAUUGUCUGGAUGUUUUUGUAUUACUUACAUAUAGAAAAUAAAGGAUCCCCUUUGAUGUUUAAA
This is a messenger RNA of Erigeron canadensis, 1134 nucleotides long. Its product is annotated as nicotianamine synthase-like. Gene Ontology annotation, molecular function: nicotianamine synthase activity. The transcript has a single exon. NCBI's taxonomy places the organism in Eukaryota, Viridiplantae, Streptophyta, Magnoliopsida, Asterales, Asteraceae. The record is from RefSeq and is a predicted model, not a curated record. The coding region runs from base 45 to 1013 and encodes 322 amino acids. Gene Ontology annotation, biological process: nicotianamine biosynthetic process.